Messenger RNA from Mesoplodon densirostris (Blainville's beaked whale), 2683 nucleotides. RefSeq names its product SHC adaptor protein 2 (gene SHC2). Gene Ontology annotation, biological process: cell surface receptor protein tyrosine kinase signaling pathway; intracellular signal transduction. The coding region runs from base 1 to 1758 and encodes 585 amino acids. Gene Ontology annotation, cellular component: plasma membrane. The record is from RefSeq and is a predicted model, not a curated record. Gene Ontology annotation, molecular function: receptor tyrosine kinase binding. NCBI's taxonomy places the organism in Eukaryota, Metazoa, Chordata, Mammalia, Artiodactyla, Ziphiidae. The transcript has 13 exons.
AUGACGCAGGGUCCGGGCGGGCGCGCGGCCCCCGCGCCCCCCGCACCCCCGGAGCCUGAGGCGCCCACCACCUUCUGCGCGCUGCUGCCGCGCAUGCCGCAGUGGAAGUUCGCGGCCCCAGCCGGCUUCCUGGGCCGCGGCCCGGCGGCGGCGCGGGCGGCGGGGGGCGCGGGGGCGGCGGGGGGGGCCGAGCCCGAGCCCGAGCCGGCCGGCUCGGCCGGCGUUCCGGCGCUGGCGGCGGCGGUCCUGGGCACCUGCGAGCCGCGCUGCACCGCGCCCUGCCCCCUGCCUGCGCUCAGCCGCUGCCGGGCCGCCGGGGCGCGGGGGUCGCGGGGUUCGCGGGGGGCGACCGGACCCCCGGACUCCGCCGCCGACGAGUGGAUCCGUAAAGGCAGCUUCAUCCACAAGCCGGCGCACGGCUGGCUACACCCAGACGCCAGGGUCCUGGGGCCCGGGGUCUCCUACAUCGUUCGGUACAUGGGCUGCAUCGAAGUCCUCCGCUCCAUGCGCUCCCUGGAUUUCAGCACUCGCACCCAGGUCACCAGGGAAGCCAUCAACCGGCUCCAUGAGGCCGUGCCUGGCAUCCGGGGCUCCUGGAAGAAGAAGGCCCCCAACAAGGCACUGGCCUCCAUCCUGGGCAAGAGCAACCUGCGCUUCGCGGGCAUGAGCAUCGCCGUCAGCAUCUCCAUCGACGGCCUCAACCUCUCCGUUCCCGCCACGCGCCAGAUCAUCGCCAACCACCACAUGCAGUCCAUCUCCUUUGCGUCGGGUGGUGACACGGACAUGGCAGAUUAUGUGGCCUACGUGGCCAAGGACCCCAUCAACCAGAGAGCCUGCCACAUCCUGGAGUGCUGCGAGGGCCUCGCCCAGAGCGUCAUCAGCACUGUAGGCCAAGCCUUCGAGCUGCGCUUCAAACAAUACCUGCACAGCCCCCCCAGGGUUGUCGUCCCCCCGGGAAGGCUGACCGGGCCGGAGGAUUCGGCCUGGGGGGACGAGGACGAGGCAGAACACAACUACUACAACCGCACUCCUGGGAAGGAGCCGCCCCUGGGCGGGCUGGUGGACUCCAGGCUCACCCCCACGCAGCAGCCCUGUGCCCUUGGGGCCCUUGGCCAGGGAGCAUCUCCUGCUCGAAGAGACGCCCGAGGCCCGCAGUGGGACAUGGGCCCCUCAGCCCCGCCCGGGGAUGGCUACGUGCAGGCAGACGCCCGGGGCCCGCGAGACUACGAGGACCACCUGUACGUCAACACGCAGGGUCUGGACGGCCCGGAGCCCCUGCAGCCUGAGGACAGCCCCAAGAAGGACCUGUUCGACAUGAGACCCUUCGAGGAUGCCCUGAGGCUGCACGAGUGCUCCGUGGCCGCGGGUCCGGCGGCAGCCCCCCUUCCCGUGGAGGACCAGUGGCCCAGCCCGCCGACCCGCCGGGCCCCCAUCGCCCCCACGGAGGAGCAGCUGCGGCAGGAGCCCUGGUACCACGGCCAGAUGAGCCGUCGGGCGGCGGAGAAACUGCUUCGAGUGGACGGGGACUUCCUUGUGCGGGACAGCGUCACCAACCCGGGGCAGUAUGUCCUCACCGGCAUGCACGCAGGGCAGCCCAAGCACCUGCUGCUCGUGGACCCCGAAGGCGUGGUGCGGACGAAGGACGUCCUCUUCGAGAGCAUCAGCCACCUGAUCGACUACCACCUGCAGAACGGCCAGCCCAUCGUGGCCGCUGAGAGCGAGCUGCACCUGCGUGGUGUCGUCAAGCGGGAACCCUGAGCCAGGUCGUGGUUCUCAGCCUGUGGCUCCUGUCCCCGCUCCCCCCCGGAUGGCCCUGUGGUGGCCUUAGGGGCCCUCAGCCUUUCUCUGGACCCUGGUCGGGCCGGAAUUGCCGCUGUCUCUCCUUCCUCCGUGUGGGUCUCUGGAAUCUUCCUUCUCCAGCUGGCCCUGGGCUGGGCUGGGUCAACCCCGCCAGGAGACGGAGCCCACGACCCCUCUCUCCCACAGCCCUCUGCCUGCCGCCAGCCUUCACCUGGAGUGAGGGCACACAUACCAAAGACAGAGCCUUUUCUCGCCUUUAAAGAAAAUAUAUAAAAAAGCAGCCAUCUAUCUCGGAGCCCUGGCCCAGGUUCCUGAUGGGGCAAGGAGGCACCGUUUCCUUUCCCAGCUGGAUGUCAGCUCACCUCCCUGGAACCAGCGGGUCCCCAGUUCCCUGGCAUGGAGACGGAUUCCUGUCCUGGCCGGGCUCAGAUUUUCCACCUGAAAAAUUAGUGCACAGUUGUCUUUUGGGGGGAGAAUCAAGGUGCUUUGGGCCCUCAGGCCAGGGCAAAUGCUGAUGUUGAAGUGGGGGGGCAGCCUUGGGAUGAUGGGGGGCAUCCAGGCAACCCCAAGACAACUGACCCGGGUGGGGUUGGUUGUGAGGCCCUGCCCUCCCAGCUGUCAACCUGCACUGGACACUUGGACUCAGUUUGUAAUUAAACCUGGGAAUGACCACAGGGCACGUGAGCCCUCCUGCACCUUACAAGGCCCUCUCGGGGAGGGGGUCUGGGUUCAGUCUCCUGGUGGGGGGGAAGCCAAGGCAGCACCGGAUUUGGCCUCCCCGCGGCCGGAGGAAGAGGGAGCCAGGCCCUGGCUGUGGCCCUGUUGGGGUGGGGCCGGAUCCCCUGACAUUUCCCAGAACCUCAAUCUUAUCCUGAGAUAAAGC